AAUGACACUGACGUCUGUCCCUUGUCAGUUUAAAAAAUAAAAAUACGAAAAAUUUAUAAAACAAUACAUAUUAUUUAACUACAUAGCAUAAAAGAAAAAUCUUUUUUAGUUCAAAAGAAAGCUUAUUGAAAUGUAGCUUGAGAUAUAAUAUAAAACGUACAAAUAAUUACAAAAGGUUAUAUAACAUAAAAAUGGCAUUAAAAAAAAUAUUAAUUGGUGGAGGAACCGGGUUUAUCGGCCAGCACCUCGGAGAUAUGUUAAGAAAUACUAACUACCGGGUAGUUAACGUAUCUCGCAUGCCAAGUGCUAAUGCAAUAUCAUGGACUGCGGUAGAAUCUGGAUCCAUUGGUCAUGCUCACGCUGUAGUCAAUCUUGCUGGUCAGCAAACUAUGGAUUUUACCAGAAGGUGGACAGCAGGAUUCAAACAAAAUGUUAAAAACUCUAGAGUAUUUACCACUAAAGCCCUAGCAGCAGCCAUCAAUAAGAGCACCGACAAGCCAAAAGUAUUUGUUGUGGUGACUGGUGUUGGAGCAUAUGAACCUUCAGAAACUAAGAAGUAUGAUGAAUCUAGUCCAACAACUGGGAAAGACUUCUUUUCACAACUGUGUGUGGAAUGGGAAGCGGCAGCUAAAAUAGAUCCACCUGUGCGACUUGUAAUAAUCCGGUCGGGUGUCGUCCUUGGUCGCGACGGUGGUAUGGUGAAGAACAUGAUUUUACCAUUUUUCUUUGGACUCGGUGGACCCCUAGGCUCUGGCAAGCAAUACUUACCCUGGAUACAUGUUGAAGAUUUGUGCCGACUCAUAACUUUCGCUAUAGAAAAUGAUGAUGUGAAAGGAAUAUUAAAUGGUGUCGCCCCUCAAGUCAUUACAAAUGGAGAAUUUACGCAGGCAUUCGCAAAAGCGCUAUCAAGGCCAGCAUUCCUGCCGGCUCCUGAAUUUGCUCUGAACCUACUUCUCAAUGAAGAAAGAGCAAUGCUUAUGACAAAGGGACAACAUGUCACACCAAAAAGAGUUUUAGAAUAUGGCUUCCAAUACAAAUAUGAUAACAUCGAUGCGGCCUGCAAAGAGUGUGCGCAUUUGUUUCCGAGUAAAUAAUUACAUAAGAGGUCUUAAUAUUAUGUCUAAGUGGAUACUGAAUAAUACAAAUAAAGCGAUCAAAUAGAAAUUAA
Molecule: messenger RNA, 1168 nt
Organism: Colias croceus (clouded yellow)
Lineage: Eukaryota; Metazoa; Arthropoda; Insecta; Lepidoptera; Pieridae
Gene: SDR39U1
Product: epimerase family protein SDR39U1
Exons: 5
Coding region: 192-1094 (300 amino acids)
Source: RefSeq, a predicted model, not a curated record